ACCAGGAGGGUAUGCAUAGGGAGGGCAAGAGCUCUGGGCCACUGCGAAGAUUCAAAAGCUCCAAAAACCUACUGUAGACAUCGAAGAACCAAUAUAUACAAUGGGCCAACAAUCCAGUGUCCGCAGGCUGAAGAGGAGCGUCCCCUGUGAAUCCAACGAGGCCAACGAGGCCAAUGAGGCCAACAAGACGAUGCCGGAGACCCCAACUGGGGACUCAGACCCGCAACCUGCUCCUAAAAAAAUGAAAACAUCUGAGUCCUCGACCAUACUAGUGGUUCGCUACAGGAGGAACGUGAAAAGAACAUCUCCAGAGGAACUGCUGAAUGACCACGCCCGAGAGAACAGAAUCAACCCCGACCAAAUGGAGGAGGAGGAAUUCAUAGAAAUAACGACUGAAAGACCUAAAAAGUAGCAAGAAGCUACAUCCCUCAAACUUCGGCAAUGAAAAUAAAGUUUGAGAAGCUGA
Messenger RNA from Homo sapiens (human), 466 nucleotides. RefSeq names its product SPANX family member B1 (gene SPANXB1). Gene Ontology annotation, cellular component: nucleus; cytoplasm. Lineage: Eukaryota; Metazoa; Chordata; Mammalia; Primates; Hominidae. Bases 101 to 412 code for a protein of 103 amino acids. The record is from RefSeq and is marked reviewed. The transcript is spliced from 2 exons.